This is a messenger RNA of Aspergillus costaricaensis CBS 115574, 1200 nucleotides long. Its product is annotated as putative aldo-keto reductase (AKR). The record is from RefSeq and is a predicted model, not a curated record. The transcript has 2 exons. Gene Ontology annotation, molecular function: aldose reductase (NADPH) activity. NCBI's taxonomy places the organism in Eukaryota, Fungi, Ascomycota, Eurotiomycetes, Eurotiales, Aspergillaceae. Bases 64 to 1017 code for a protein of 317 amino acids. Gene Ontology annotation, cellular component: cytosol.
UGACAAGGCAUCUCGGCUACAACCCUGCAUAUCAUCCAAUCCAUUGAAUUGAUCGACUUCACUAUGGCUCGCGCUGCAAUGACCAAACUCUCCUGGGAGAGUCACGUCCUCCGUCCCGUGCAAAACGCACCACCCGCCAUCAUUCCCACAUUAAUCUACGGUACCGCUUGGAAGAAAGACCAGACCGCCGAUUUGGUACACCAGGCGCUUGGGGCUGGUUUCCGCGCCGUGGACACUGCUGCCCAACCCAAGCAUUAUCGCGAGGACUUGGUCGGGGAAGGCAUACGCAGGGCCCUCCAGGACGGCUACGUCCGACGAGAAGAUCUUCAUGUCCAAACCAAAUUCACGUCCGUCAAUGGCCAGAGUCCGGAUAAUAUGCCGUAUGACCCCAAGGCCUCGGUGACUGAUCAGGUCCAUGCGUCUAUCAAGUCGUCGCUGCAUAAUCUCCGGCCGUCAGGCACGGCAGAUAGUGUGAACGACGCAUACAUUGACAUGCUCAUUCUGCAUUCACCGCUGCCGACGAUGUCUCAGACAUUGGAGGCUUGGUCCGCGGUUGAGAGCUAUGUUCCUCACCAGAUCCGUAGCCUGGGUAUAUCCAACACGACUCUGUCCAUCUUGAAGGAGCUGUUUGGCCAAGCAAGGGUAAAGCCUGCUGUGGUUCAGAACCGAUUCUAUGCCGACACGCAAUACGAUGUUCCCUUGAGGGCCUUUUGCCGGGAGAACCAAAUCAUUUACCAGAGCUUCUGGACGCUAUCGGCAAAUCCAGAAUUAAUUCGCUCGGAUGCUGUUCAGCUGCUUGCCCACGAAACAGAUAUCUCGCCAGCUGCAGCACUUUACUGUCUUGUUCUAGGACUGGGACACACUACGGUGUUGGACGGCACAACCAAGCGCCAUCAUAUGGAGGAAGACUUGGCUGCCCUGCAGAAGAUCGAGCGGUUUACGGAGGAUCAGCCAGACCUGUGGCAGAGAAUACUGAAACGCUUCCGGCAGUUAACUGGUGACCAGAUGGUGGAAUAGACUGAUUCUCUUGAUGGUGAAGUCUUUGAUUGCUUUCAUCCUGUACAUCUGUGCUUGGCUUUCUGCAGCACCUAGAUGUUUGGCUAGGGAAAAAUUUGAAGCGUCAGAAAUCGAUAGAAGCAUCGUGAAACCUCUGGAAGGAAAACAGGCUUUGGAUCAGGCCGUCCGAAGAAAUGGGCCAAG